Messenger RNA from Olea europaea var. sylvestris, 536 nucleotides. RefSeq names its product keratin-associated protein 5-5-like. Lineage: Eukaryota; Viridiplantae; Streptophyta; Magnoliopsida; Lamiales; Oleaceae. The record is from RefSeq and is a predicted model, not a curated record. The transcript has 3 exons. Bases 51 to 452 code for a protein of 133 amino acids.
AGUCUUUCAUUCACAUUUGACUAAAGCUGCCUUUUAUCUCUCUCUCAAUUAUGGAGUUCUCUGUGAAGUCAUUUGCAGUGGUGUCCUUUCUGCUGUUGGUUUCCCUGUCCACUGGAUGUGACCCGCAACUUUGUAAACAAUACUGCUCUAAUCAGGGUUUGCCAACAUGCUGCGAAGGUCCGGGUUUCCCGUGUCUUUGCCAAGCAAUUUGCCCACGUAAUCGUAUUAAGAGUGGUCCUCCUGUGGUGAAUGCAAUGGGAUGUGACCCGCAAAUUUGCCAAGCAUACUGCGAAAGUCAGGGUUUGCCAUGGUGCUGCGCAGGAGUAUUUGGCCCGUGUCUUUGCCAAGAAAUUUGCCCACUUGCAGACUCUGAUCCAAAAAAAAUUACUGAGGAGGCAAAGGCUGGUGAAACAGACAAAGAACCUUUCAUCAAGGAGAUGGUAAUCGCUUGAUGCUUUUGUGCAAAUGCAGAAGAAUAAAUUACUUAUCUACCUAUGAAGCCGGUUGAGUCAAUAAAUAUGUAGAUCUCUAUUUGG